Molecule: messenger RNA, 3305 nt
Organism: Thalassophryne amazonica
Lineage: Eukaryota; Metazoa; Chordata; Actinopteri; Batrachoidiformes; Batrachoididae
Gene: rasip1
Product: Ras interacting protein 1
Exons: 16
Coding region: 280-3255 (991 amino acids)
Biological process (GO): signal transduction; regulation of GTPase activity; angiogenesis
Cellular component (GO): cell-cell junction
Molecular function (GO): GTPase binding
Source: RefSeq, a predicted model, not a curated record
AUCUAUAUACCCAGAGAGGAGGUGAGCCAGAGAGGGAACAUUUCUGGUCUAGUUAUAUAGAAAAAACACAAGAAAAAAAAAAACAUUUUAGAAACAAUGGAAGUUAUAAGUUAGCAAUGUGUAUGUAGAUAUGCAACGAGUUGAGAGCUUUGGAAAAUGGAAUUUUGUCGACAGGAAGAGGAAACAUACGAGGUUACGCGAUUACUCUGAGCUGCGUAUUCACAUUUAGGUGGAAAAGGACAAUUGUAAAAUACCGAAAAGGAUCAGACGUGGCUGUGGAUGGAGGGUUCUGGGAGUCCUCGCGUCAGAAAGCUUCAUUUUCCUGUGGGUUUGUGGAUCAACUCGCCCAGAAAACAUUUUGCCAAACUAGGACGUCGUUGGCCCAGCGCUGUCUCUGUCAAGUCUAACACUAGUUCUGACGCGGCCUCCAUUCACGAGGCCCCCUCCGCACCUUCCUCUUCCCUUUCUAACUCCAUCCCCUCGCUGGCUUCUCCCAGCCCGUCCCCAUCUCCUUCCCCGGCCUUCCUCAGGCCACGGCCUGCGGGGUCCCAGUCUCGCACAAAGCGUCUCUCCCACCUUUUCCUGCGAGGGCGCUCCAACAGCGACCGGGACCGGGCAGUGGGGGAGAGGGAGCGAGAGAUUUGGGCCCAUUCAGCUGCCCCCUCUUCCCACCAUUACCUGCCUCCUGCAUCAUCCUCUGCACCCGGCUUGAUCAAGAUCUAUGGGGACGCUCUUUCCAGCGGGGCCAACUAUCGCUCCCUACUGGCCAACAUUCACUCUACAGCCAGGCAGCUCAUCUCCCAGGUCAUCACUCGUUACACUGAGAGAGAAAGGGAAGAGACAGAUGAUGCUGUUCUCCAGAAACACACCCCGGAGGACUUCCUGUUAUGUGAUGUCAUUGGAAAGCCCAUCCAGCAGCCAGAUGGAGCUAUCAAAUGGGAGGCGGAGUGUCGGAGGAGUGUGGCCCCAUGGGAAUGUCCACUGUUGUUAGUGGACAUGUGGCGUCCAAAGGAAGGAUUUGAACGUCGCUUUGAAAUGCAAAGAAAGGAUGACUAUGAGAGGGAAGAGAGACAGCGGGAAAUGGAGAGAGAGAGGGACAGUGAGAAGUAUCCAGGUGUGCGCUGGAGGCGGAGCAGAAUGUCAUCAGGGGGCGGAGCAGAGGAGAGCGAGCGCGGCCACCGGGGAAGGAACACGGAGCUCAGGAGGAGCAUCAGUGACAUGAACCUGAGUCUGAGGCGUCGCCAAGGAAACCACAUCAGCAGUGAUGCAUGUGACUCCGCCGACCAUCCCGGUGACAGCAGAGGAGGGCAGGACAGGAAGAAUAUCGUGAGCAUGAUCACUCCACAGCCAGGAGAGAUUAGGCGGUCAAAGGUCGGAUGGACAAACCAGCCACCGGAGGACAAGAAGGAUUACUCCAGCUGUGACUUGGAAGUGAUGUCACAGAGUUUGAUCCUUCCUCCCACAGACCGGCCCUACUUUCUGUUGCUGCAGGGUUACGAUCAGAGCAAGGAUUUUGUUUUGUACAUCAUGGCGGGACACACACAUGUUUUUGGGAGAAAGGCCACGACGAAGGAGCGAGAAAAGGAUAAAGAGAGAGAGAGGAAUGGGAAGAGGCCCCUGAAAGUUGACACGUUCCUCUCUGCUCCUGACCUCUUAGUCAGACACUUGUUGGUCAGGAGAGACUCUGCUGUUCCAGCGACGCCUUCUGGACAAGCCCUGAUGCGGCCUUUCAGAGGAGGAGCAGUCACACACAACGGGGUGACCCUUUACAGGGAGACGGUCCUAAAGCCCGGGGAUGUGAUUGGACUGGGGAGCCACUUCCUCUUCCUGUACCGUGACCCCCGUGUGAUUCCAGCUCCGCCGCUGGCACUGACCCUGCCCUGGCAGGCUGAUGACACCAUCACCUGCUGCCCCUCAGGGUUGGCAGACAGACAGGAAGCACUCAGGCAGCAUCUGGCAUCAAGUGAUUCUGUUUUAAAGUUUCAUCCCCGUCACGCAGACCCCCUGCUACAGGAGAUAAUCUCCAAAAAUUCCUCUCCAGACUCCGGGGGCGGGCCUUUAGCUCCUGCUUAUCUUCUAUCAAUCAUGAUAGAUCAUGCAUCCAAACACCUCGACCCUGCUCUCACACCACAGAUAUUACUCAAGGCAGCCAAUCUGAUUAAAGAAAUUGUCUGGGAUAACAUUAAGGAAUUUGGGGAUAAGCAUCCCACACAAAAUUCCACAGAACAAGAAGGUGAGAUUAGUGCACCCAAUGUCCAGAAACUGUCAUGUGACCUUCGACCCCUGAUGUUCUGGAUGUCAAAUGCCACGGAGCUUCUGAACUUCUUUCAGGUCAAAGUUGAAGCCAUGGAAAAGGAGUGGGAGUUUGAAGCUCCCGGUCACCCAGUUUUGACAGCUGAUAUGGACACAUGCUCAGAGGCGCUGGCACAGCUGGACGAUGUCAUCAUGCACACCUUCCAGCAGUGUGUGUAUCAUCUCACAAAGACCCUGUACUCCCUUCUGCCGGCCCUCCUGGACACUAACCCAUUCUCCAGUGAGGAGAAGGAAAAGGAUGGCACACACACUCCCAAAGAAGAGAAAGGAAGAGGAGAGCGAGAGGUGGACGAUGUGUCUACCUUACCCCCCAAAGUUGCGGGGCUGGUGGAUGUGUACCGUUGUUCCCUGAUGCUGUCACAGGAGGCGUGUCUAUCCCCACCACUCACCUCUCAAACCUUUGGCUAUCUCUUCUUCUUCACCAACACCUCCCUGCUCAACACCCUAUUGGAGAGAGAUGAACUGUUUUCUUGGUCCAGAGCAGUCCAGAUCCGUACAAACUUGGACCUAGUUCUGGACUGGCUACAAGGUGCAGGAUUAGGAGACAUUGCCUCAGAGUUUAUGAAGAAACUUUCAGUCACUGUCAACUUUCUGUGUAUUCCCAAAACACGACUCAUUCAGUCUUCCUGGGCCAGUCUACAGGAGGACCAUGUCCUGUUAAGCCCAGCACAGUUACACCACCUGCUCACGCAUUACAAACUGGGACCAUCCAGAGCAACACCGACAUCCUGGGCACCACCACCAGGCACAGAACUGAGUGGAGACAUUUUUGAGAGCUUUCUGGAUCAUCCUCCUCUUAUCCUGCCUAAUGAGACUCCUCGCCUCAACCUCUCCCAGCCAAUUCCAAGCCCUGAGCUCCAAAAAGAAGUCACACGUCUCCGUACGUUCUUGUGGGGGCUUGACCAGGAUGAACUCCCUGCUAAUCAGAGGACUCGGCUUUGAGGAACCCUGAACUCAUUUGGAUGUCGUGUAGAAGUCAGAACAUAUCGCUC